Spinacia oleracea (spinach) is the source of this 1633-nucleotide messenger RNA. RefSeq lists its product as uncharacterized. The record is from RefSeq and is a predicted model, not a curated record. The transcript has 2 exons. The coding region runs from base 1 to 1215 and encodes 404 amino acids. NCBI's taxonomy places the organism in Eukaryota, Viridiplantae, Streptophyta, Magnoliopsida, Caryophyllales, Amaranthaceae.
AUGCAAUCCAAUCCAACAGGCCGAGGUGGAACCCGCCGAAAAAGGUCGUCUCUUAAUUCCAGUCGGUCUAAUCCGACUAAGAGGGCAAGGGCCACUGGUGAGGAUGAUGCUUACGCCGAUCACGAGGCAAAUGAGCCGGUCUUGGAGUCUGCCGCCAAGAAAACUACUGAUACCGCCCUUCAGGCGCCGCUGUCUCCACCAACUUCUCUUGAGAUUUUGGACGAGGGUCCUGUCGGCGGUUUCAUUGAGGACUUCCACCGGCAAGCUACUUCUGCUGCUGUUACCGGUGGUAAUUCUAGUAUGCCUCCCGUCAGUCGCAGCGAGAACAAGUCUGGGGAUUCUAGGCUGAAUUAUCACCUACCCCUCCGCACCGGUGGUUGGAUCGAGGAUACUCCUUUCAAGAUUCCACCGCAAAUGAAGCCAUGGUUCGAGACUCCUGGCGGCGAACCUACCGACCAGUUUUAUCCCACCAUUGACCUGUUGUGUGGGGAGUCGGUGGCUACUGAUUCAGCUAAGGACGGUGGCGACUUAGGCUACCGUGCCUUUAAAGAUUUGAUUACGCCUGCUGACAAGCCACAAGGUCAGAUUGAUGCCCCUGCUGCUCAACACUUUAAUGACCUAUACAAGGCCGUUCAGUCCAACAUGGAUUUGUACUAUGUUUACCGCUGGAACCAGCUGCAGCUGACUCAGAAUAACAUUGAUAUGGCCGAUUUGAGGAAGCGGGCUGAGGAUGCUGAGUCCUUGCUGGAAGACAGCAAGAAGAAGUUGGAUGCUACGGCUUCUGAUUUGGAGGCGGCUAAUAAACGGCUCAGUGAUAUUGAGCCUAGGCUGCAGGCUGAGGCUGAGAGAGCAGACGGUUUGGAUCAACGGCUGGCAAGUGUUAAUGCAAGCUUACCGGGCGUAAGGAAAUCUGCCGCCAAGAAAGCCGUUGAUAAACUUCUUCAGUCUGACUGGUUUAACGACAUUCUGACUUUGCGCCAUAACGGCGGUUGGUGUGCUGCACAUCGAGUCGUUUGCCAUGUGAAGAAGCUGGACGAGGAUGGCUGGCAGGUGUUUGAAGAUGGCUAUGAGGAGAAAGAGCUGUAUAAGGUUGCAACCGGCUUUGAGCCUCAGGAGCUACCCGAGGCGGUGAUUUGCAAUGCUAAUCAGAGGACCCUGCCUCCUUUGGAUGUUCCGGAAGCAGCCUAUUGGUCUGAUGAUGAGCAUGCCGUUUGACGGUUUCGGCAGUCAUCACCUCCCUCCUCUUGCGGAUCUUCUUCUUUUCCCAGCCGGCCUCAUACUUGUUAGGAUUUUUAUUUUUAUUUUGGCGGCUGGCUUUUGAUUUUUUGGCAAAUGCUGUUAGGGCACUUCAAUGUUGAUGUAAUUUUAAUUUAUAACAUCGUAUUAUUGUGGCGGUAUUGGUUUUAUUCGGCAUCCCUUUGUGCCUUGUUAUCAGCUAAUCACUUCGCAAGUUUUUUGGGUGAUGGCUGUCGGUUUUUCGUGUAUUUCCUUUUGUGGCCAUGUAUUUAUAACAAGUAAUUUUUCGAUUUCAUAUUUACUUCUUUUUGCGUAUGAUACUUCCAAUUAUGCCGGUAUUACUAUCUUGCCAGCUUGUUGAAUGUUAUAUUUCGAAAUGAAUGUUCCUUCUACUGAU